Notechis scutatus (mainland tiger snake) is the source of this 3166-nucleotide messenger RNA. It is a transcript of the gene BICD1, whose product is annotated as BICD cargo adaptor 1. Gene Ontology annotation, cellular component: cytosol; Golgi apparatus. Gene Ontology annotation, molecular function: dynein complex binding; dynein intermediate chain binding; cytoskeletal adaptor activity. Lineage: Eukaryota; Metazoa; Chordata; Lepidosauria; Squamata; Elapidae. The record is from RefSeq and is a predicted model, not a curated record. Gene Ontology annotation, biological process: regulation of microtubule cytoskeleton organization; protein localization to organelle; positive regulation of receptor-mediated endocytosis.
CUAUGGCUGCAGAAAAGAUCUUGGAGACCCUGGAUCACUAUAAAUCGGAGAUUGAGCGGCUGACCAAAGAGCUGACAGAGACUACCCAUGAAAAGAUCCAGGCGGCUGAAUAUGGGCUGGUGGUCUUGGAAGAGAAGCUGACCCUUAAACAGCAGUACGAUGAGCUGGAAACGGAAUAUGAUGUCCUCAAACAGGAGCUGGAGCAGCUGAGGGAGGCAUUUGGACACUCAUUCUCAGUCCACCGUAAAGUAGCUGAAGAUGGUGAGACCAGGGAAGAGACACUCCUUCAGGAGUCGGCAUCAAAGGAAGCUUACUACCUUGGGAAGAUUUUGGAAAUGCAGAAUGAGCUGAAGCAAAGUAGAACUGUGGUUACCAACGUUCAAGCAGAGAAUGAACGACUGACAGCAAUUUUGCAGGACUUGAAAGAGAACAACGAAAUGGCAGAGCUGCAGAGAAUUAGGAUGAAAGAUGAAAUCCGAGAGUAUAAAUUCAGGGAGGCACGGCUUCUUCAGGAUUACACUGAACUUGAAGAAGAAAACAUUACUUUGCAAAAGCUGGUUUCCACACUGAAGCAGAAUCAGGUUGAAUAUGAAGGCUUGAAACAUGAGAUAAAACGAUUUGAAGAAGAAACGGUGUUGCUUAAUAGUCAGCUAGAAGACGCCAUCCGGUUGAAGGAGAUUGCAGACCAUCAGCUAGAAGAAGCCCUGGAAACAUUAAAGAAUGAAAGGGAGCAGAAGAACAAUCUGAGGAAGGAACUGUCUCAGUAUAUCAAUUUAAAUGAUAGCAUGUACAAUAAUCACAUUAAUAUCUCAGUAGAUGGAUUAAAGUUUGGAGAAGAUGGGAAUGAACCUAAUAACGAUGACAAGAUGAAUGGACACAUUCAUGGACCUCACAUGAAGCUGAAUGGGGAUUUUCGGACGCCCAGCGUCAGGAAAGGAGAAUCGUUGCACCCGGUCUCUGAUCUCUUCAGUGAGCUGAACAUCUCCGAAAUGCAGAAACUGAAGCAGCAGCUCAUGCAGGUGGAGCGUGAGAAAGCUAUUCUGCUGGCUAAUCUUCAGGAAUCUCAGACCCAGCUGGAGCACACCAAAGGGGCCCUCACUGAGCAGCACGAACGAGUCCAUAGGCUCACUGAACACGUCAACGCAAUGAGGGGUCUGCAAAGCCACAAAGAGUUGAAAGAAGUCGAUUUUGAAAAAGGCCGAGAUUCUGGGGAAGAAACCCAUGAUUAUGAAGUGGACAUCAAUGGCUUGGAGAUCCUAGAGUGUAAAUACAAAGUAGCUGUUACCGAGGUGAUUGACCUCAAAGCUGAAAUCAAAGCCUUAAAAGAGAAGUACAAUAAAUGUGUUGAAAACUACACCGAGGAAAAGGACAAGUACGAGAGCAAGAUCCAAAUCUAUGACGAGCAGGUCUCCAGCUUGGAAAAGUCAACGAAGGAAAGCCAUGAGAAAAUGGUACAGAUGGAAAAGGAGCUGCAAAGGAUUACAGGCGUUGCCAACGAGAACCAUAAUACCCUCAAUGCCGCCCAAGAUGAGCUGGUGACUUUCAGCGAAGAGCUGGCUCAGCUCUAUCAUCAUGUCUGUCUCUGUAACAAUGAGACUCCUAAUAGGGUUAUGCUGGAUUACUACAGGCAAAGUCGAGUUACUAGAAGUGGGAGCUUAAAGGGACCUGAUGAUCCAAGAGGACUCCUUUCUCCACGCCUUGCCAGGAGAGGAACGGCACUCCCUGUAGAAGUCAGGGUGCCAACAGAACAGGGUUCAAAAGAGAGCACAGAAGCCAAUAAAGAGCCAAGUCCAACAAAGACCCCCACUAUUUCUCCUGUCAUUACAGCCCCUCCUUCUUCCCCGGUUUCUGACACCAGUGACAUUCGGAAAGAGCCCAUGAAUAUUUACAACCUCAAUGCCAUAAUACGGGACCAAAUCAAGCACUUGCAGAAAGCGGUAGACCGGUCACUGCAGCUGUCCCGGCAGCGUGCAGCAGCCCGUGAACUGGCACCCAUGAUUGAUAAGGACAAGGAGGGUUUAAUGGAAGAAAUAAUGAAACUAAAGUCCCUGCUGAGUACAAAACGGGAACAGAUAGCAACCCUCCGGGCAGUGUUGAAAGCCAACAAGCAGACAGCAGAAGUGGCCCUGGCGAACCUGAAGAAUAAAUAUGAGAACGAGAAAGCCAUGGUAACAGAAACGAUGACUAAACUGCGCAAUGAAUUAAAAGCUUUGAAAGAAGAUGCAGCAACCUUCUCAUCCUUGAGAGCCAUGUUUGCAACCAGAUGUGAUGAGUAUGUCACCCAGUUGGAUGAGAUGCAGAGACAAUUGGCAGCUGCAGAGGAUGAGAAAAAAACCUUAGAUUCUUUGCUGAGGAUGGCUAUCCAGCAAAAACUCGCCCUGACUCAACGCUUGGAAGACUUAGAGUUUGAUCAUGAGCAGUCCCGGCGGAGCAAAGGCAAAUUUGGGAAAACCAAGAUCGGCAGCCCUAAAAUUGUCAGCAGCCUGCUGCCUCACUACCGCCACACGGCUCACAACUAACCAGGAGGCAACGCUGUCAGACUGUCAGUCCUGAUGUAGCUCUUCCAGAAGAACAGCCACAUUCCAGCUCCCAAUAUACCCCUCCUGUCAGCUGUCUAAAGCCGCCUCCUUAACAUCGUACUUCAUACGCAACCUAAGAGUUUGGGGAAAAUCUCACCACACGGACUGAAUUCGAGUUCUUACAGCAAAGGAAGAGUUUGUGUCAAGCAUGACUGCCUUGUUGCUGCUGCUGAAUCCAGACACCAUCUACAGUCUUAAACAAAGAAAAAGGCAUGUGGAAAAGCUUUAAAGCACAGUGCCCAGACUGCUGAAAAUCUUCAAGGUUCCUCUGUGUCCAUCAUCUGAUCAAAACUACACAAUGGAAGUCAGACUUGUUCCUUGCAGUUGUUUGGCUAGGACUACUAAUGUGCCGGGAACCUAGACUCCUAUUGAAGCAAAGCAAAGAAAGUAUGCUACCAAUCUUAUUUUGCCCAUUCAGCUCAAGCUACUGACUCCAUGUUUCUUUCUGUGGUUUAAAUGGCAUUUUAUUUUUUAUUUUUUUUCUGACAUAUUUGCACCAAAAAGUAUGGUUAUUAGAAAUGAUGCGUUGAUGGAUUUCUGCCACUUGUUUUUCUUAAAGUAAUAUGGAGAUAAUUACAUCGAGAUUU